This is a messenger RNA of Cololabis saira (Pacific saury), 1526 nucleotides long. RefSeq names its product tripartite motif-containing protein 16-like protein. Gene Ontology annotation, molecular function: protein binding. Lineage: Eukaryota; Metazoa; Chordata; Actinopteri; Beloniformes; Belonidae. Bases 131 to 1072 code for a protein of 313 amino acids. The record is from RefSeq and is a predicted model, not a curated record. The transcript has a single exon.
GAGACUGGACUAAUCACUGUGCUGGAACAUACAAGAACUACUACGGAUCAAUGUGUUGAUUACUUGGAGACACUUUUAUUCAUCUUAGUUAAAACAAAACUUGACACGUUCACUACAGUCGAGAGCUGAAAUGGAGAAGAGAGGAAACGUGUUGGAUUCACUAAAGUACUCUUGUUCGAUCUGUCUGGAUCUACUGAGGGAUCCGGUGAUGAUUCCGGAGAAACUGCAGCAGGAGAUCACUGACCUGAAGAGGAGAGACGCUGAGCUGGAGCAGCUCUCAGACACCGAGAACCACAACCAGUUCCUCCACAACUACCCCUCACCGUCACCCCUCAGUGGCUCCACACUCUCAUCCAGCAUCCAGAUUCGUCCUCUCAGGUACUUUGAGGACGUGACAGCAGCUGUGUCAGAGACCAGAGAGAAACUACAGGACCUUCUGAGAGAGACGUGGACAAACAUCUCACUGUCAGUGGCUGAAGUGGAUGUUUUACUGUCCGAACCAGAACCAGAACCAGAACCAAAGACCAGAGCUGGGUUCUUGAAAUAUUAUAGAAAAAUAACUCUGGAUCGAAACACAGCAAACUCAUAUCUGUUACUGUCUGAGGGGAACAGAAAAGUGACAGACAUGAAAGAAAAACAGUCAUAUUCUGAUCAUCCAGACAUAUUCAGUUAUUGGAGUCAGGUCCUGAGUAAAGAGGGUCUGACUGGACAGUGUUACUGGGAGGUGGAGUGGAGAGGAAAAGAAGUCUAUGUUGCAGUCGUAUACAAGAACAUCAGCAGAAAAGGAAACUCAAAUGAUUGUAGACUUGGAUACAACAACAAAAGCUGGUCUUUGUGUUGUGACACCAACAGUUACACAUUCAGGCACAACAACAUCCAAACUCGUGUUUCAGGUCCUGCUUCCUCCAGAGUUGGAGUUUACCUGGACCACGGAGCUGGUCUUCUGUCCUUCUACAGCGUCUCUGAGACCAUGACCCUCCUCCACAGAGUCCAGACCUCCUUCACUCAGCCGCUCUACGCUGGACUUUCACUUUGGGGUGAUAAUUCAGCUGAGCUUGUUAACGUUAAGUAAUUUAACCAUCAGUGUAUCAACUGUGUUACAAGAAGACGGUUGGAACAAAAACUAAACUGAUGAAAGAAAUCAAGUUUGUGGUUUUUAAUGAACAAGUGCGUAAAUAAUGAAGAAGUAACAAAAACAUGACCUUGUAUGAGAGAGAAAUGUGUUUUUAACUGGUGAUUGAAAUAAUAUAUCGGUGAUUAUAAAACCUGUAAUUUCUUAUUUCUUAGAUUGAAUCACUGUAAUCUAUUACUAUCAUGGAACAAUGAUACUUAUGUUAAACAUUUAGACGUUGUGGGUUCUGAGUGGGUUUGAUUGAUCAUUAUCAGUGAAUUAAAUGUAAAUAUAAACUGGAAUCAGUUAAAUGAUUAAUUAAUUCCUUUUAGUUGUAUAUCUUUUAGUUUUUUAAGGGUUUUUCCAACAUCUCAGAUUUGUAUAUCUGUUGUUUUUUUUCUUUACAUCUAUGAAA